This is a messenger RNA of Saccoglossus kowalevskii, 2207 nucleotides long. Its product is annotated as putative sodium-coupled neutral amino acid transporter 12. The record is from RefSeq and is a predicted model, not a curated record. Lineage: Eukaryota; Metazoa; Hemichordata; Enteropneusta; Harrimaniidae.
UCAACCUUUCUAAUUGAAACCAUGGCCGCUGCAAAUGCUGCUAUUCGAUAUAAAAAACUAACUGAGAAACCUGAAGGAGAAGAAUCAGACACUGGCAGCCUGAGCAGCCAUGGUAGUGUCGAGGAAGAAAAAUCAUCUUUACUUGCUUCACAAUCUGCAAGUAUAAACCGCUCAUCCAGCUUACCUAAAAUACAGUACAAACAGUACUCAGAAAUCACUGAAAUACCUUCCAAGACUAGAAGAGAUCACUUUGAUAUUACACAGAGAAUAGAAAUGGGUCAAAUGGCUUCUAUGUUUUUCAGCAGAGCUGGCGUCCAUUUAUUUUAUGCGUGUAUUGUUAUAUAUUUAUAUGGUGACUUGGCCAUAUAUGCAGCAGCAGUUCCUACUUCACUUCGAGAUGUAGUCUGUUAUUCCAACCAAGGCAAUUCUAAUACUAAUUUGAGUGAGAAUCAUCCAUGUUGGAAUUCCAAGAACUUGACAAGAAUUGAUGUCUAUAGAAUAUUUCUGGGUGUUUUCACAGUGACAUUGGUGCCAUUUGUUUUCUUCAAUGUACAGAAAACUAAAUAUCUACAGAUCUUCACAAGUCUAAUGAGAUGGCUAGCAUUUUCAGUUAUGAUCAUUCUUGCCUUGAUCCAUGUAAGUAAAGGCAAAGGAGCUGGACAACCUAAAGCAUUCAUAUUUUCCGGAAUACCCAAUCUGUUUGGAGUGUGCAUCUACUCAUUCAUGUGCCAGCAUUCACUGCCUUCACUCGUCACCCCGAUCAAAAACAAAUCCAGAUUAUCUACUUUAUUUUUUGGAGAUUUCACUGUAAUCUUGAUGUUUUAUUUAGUGCUGUCUUUUACUGCAGUAUUCUGUUUUGACAACAGUCAGCUGAAAGAUCUCUACACGCUCAAUUUCAGUGACAGCGCAGUCUGUAGCGUUGUGGCAAUCCAAUACUUUCUAGCUCUCUUCCCAGUAUUUACACUAAGUACAAAUUUUCCUAUAAUUGCAAUAACCCUGAGAAAUAACCUAAAAACAAUGUUCCACAGGGAAGGUAAAAAAUGCCCGUGGAUGGUCGAUCAAAUAAUCUAUCCCAUGAUUACAGUGCUGCCGCCGAUCGGUGUUGCAUUUUAUACCCACGAUUUAGAGUUCCUUGUUGGCAUAACCGGCUCAUAUGCUGGAGUGGGUAUCCAGUAUCUCACACCAGCUUGUCUUGUUUAUUACGCCAGAAAACACAUUGACAGAUGCUAUGGAAAAAGACUGGAAAACAAACAUGCGUCACUCUUCAAGCACAAGAUAUGGGUAUUUUUUAUUUUAAUAUGGGCUGUAGCAUGUGUGAUAUUUGUGACUGUCAAUCAUAUAGUUUCACGAAAAUAGUAUAAAUUAUGCCAGCAACAGAAACGUUUUUUGACGUCUGGUGUUGUAGAUUCAGUCAAUUCAUUUUUGUGUGACGCUGAAUUUAACAGAGUUCCCUAAGUCAUAAAAGUCAAAAUGGUCGACUGAUCAACCUGGUUUUUAUAACAUUUGGUUAACAGUCGAACAUUAAAGAUACUGUUCCAACAAUUAUCGGAAUCGUUAUCCAGUAUUUUGGCCAGUAAUGCAAGAAAAAUUAAAUCCUGGUCCAGCUCAACAUAGACCCUAUAAAUAUAUCAUGCAGUACUCAAAUCCCACAUAUGAGAAUAAUUUAAAAACCUUAAGACCAUUGUAUGUCAUCACCACCACAGAGGAUGUUGUAUAUUUGUAUAAGGAGUUGUGUUAACAGGUAUAACUAGGCUGAAACUCGUUCACUUAUUGAUAAAGAAUAUGUGCCAACGUUUGUAUUACUGUAUUCAAGUCAUAUUAGUAUUAAUUCAAUACAUGGUCAUGCCACAAGAUUUUUGUUUCAUGCAUUUUCACAAUGGUGAACUGUAGAUGCAAUUAAAUUUUAUUAUUGGAAUUUGUCGAAAUGUAAAUCGGCCUCGGACGUAUUGGUAAUUUACUUGACAUAAAAUAAUGCAAUGUUAUCUGUGGAUAAUAAAAUGCUGACACAGUACAGCUGGGAACAUGUGCAUAUUUUUGUUUCCAAAUACCAAUGCCAUGAAUUUAUUAAAUUUUAAUGUAAUUGGUGCAGCUGAGUAUUUUCAUUAUUAUCAAAUCAAGAAAAGUAGGGAAGAAAUUGCACAAGAAACUAAAAAAUUUGAGAUGUGAUAACUUGUUCACAUGAUUAUAUUAUAGCCUCCAAUUCUUAA